Molecule: messenger RNA, 1788 nt
Organism: Colletotrichum chrysophilum
Lineage: Eukaryota; Fungi; Ascomycota; Sordariomycetes; Glomerellales; Glomerellaceae
Exons: 3
Coding region: 1-1788 (595 amino acids)
Biological process (GO): nuclear-transcribed mRNA catabolic process, nonsense-mediated decay; deadenylation-dependent decapping of nuclear-transcribed mRNA
Cellular component (GO): cytoplasm; P-body
Molecular function (GO): 5'-(N(7)-methylguanosine 5'-triphospho)-[mRNA] hydrolase activity; manganese ion binding; RNA binding
Source: RefSeq, a predicted model, not a curated record
AUGGCCGAAGAAAAGAUGCAGCUGGAGGACUGGUUGGACGACCUCUGUGUCCGAUUCAUUAUCAACCUUCCCGAAGAAGAUUUGUCGUCGGUUGCACGCAUAUGCUUUCAGAUCGAGGAGGCACAAUGGUUCUACGAAGAUUUCGUCCGCCCGCUCGACCCGACCCUGCCCUCUAUGACGCUCCGAAGCUUUAGUCUAAGGAUAUUUCAGCACUGUCCCCUCCUCGCUCCCUUCUCGGUCGAGAAUCACACGAAAGCCUUCGAAGAGUUUUUGCAAUACAAGACGAGAGUCCCUGUGAGAGGUGCAAUUCUGCUCAACGAGGCUAUGGACUCCACAAUUUUGGUCAAAGGUUGGAAGAAAGGCGCCAACUGGAGCUUUCCUCGCGGGAAAAUAAACAAGGACGAAGACGAUCUCGAAUGUGCCAUUCGCGAAGUGUACGAGGAAACAGGAUACGACUUGCAUGCAGCUGGUUUGGUUCCCGAGAAUCGCGAUGUCAAAUACAUCGAGGUCACCAUGCGGGAGCAGCAACUAAGGCUUUACGUCUUCCGCAAUGUUCCCAUGGACACACAUUUCCAACCCCGAACCAGAAAAGAGAUCAGUAAGAUUCAGUGGUACAAGUUAUCUGAGCUUCCUGCCUUCCGGAAGAAGGGCGCGCAAAACCAGAACGACGCAGCCGCGGCUGCGAAUGCCAACAAGUUUUACAUGGUAGCUCCAUUCUUAGUGCCCUUGAAAAAAUGGGUUGUGCAGCAAAAGAAGAGGGACGCUGUCAAAGGACCCAACGAUGCGCAAUUCCAGCCUCACCCCCUUCACGAUGAGCUCGUGGCCGAAGACGACGUUUGGCAAACAGAACCGGUAACAGAUGCCUCGACACGAACACCAGCCCUAGACACUCUAGAGGGUGCAACUAUGGAGUUGCAGCGUCUUUUGAAAGUUCAGCCUGCGGCGGCUCAAAGUGCGUCGGUUCCCAUCUCUUCAGAGAGCGGAGGAGAUAAGGGCGCGUCGCUAUUAGCAAUUCUUCAGGCGAAGAACCAGGCUGCCGUCAAGGCUGCUCCAGCUGCGCCGGUACCGCAUACGCCUCUCGAUCACACCAUUGGAGAGGUCCCUCAGCCGCGAAGCCCUCACGGACAACACCAUUCUCAGCAACGGGUGCCGCUGGCGAGCUAUCAACACCCGCCCGGUUUCCCAGUUGCUCCAGAUGGAACUCCACAGCAAUGGGCCUUCUCUCAGCAUGGCAACGCCGAAGGCAUGGCCCACCAGGUCAGGCAACAAGAUCCAUCGUUGAUGAAUGGACCUCUUUACGGCCACCUGCAACCCCCGUUGAGACAUCCGCAGCCGUUGCCUCCUCAGGUUCAAAAGUCUUUGCUCAGCAGAGGGGCUUUUGCCGAUAGUACACCACCCCCUCCGCCAAAGCAUGCGCAGGGGACUCUGAACGAAUCUGUACCCACCGCGCAAUAUCAGCAAGCAUAUUUUCAACAGCAAACCCAGAACCUGCUGUAUCAACCCAAGCCGCCUGCUGGGCAGCUCUCAAAUCAAUCUAUGGCUCUACUGGGCGUCCUCAAAUCCGAUACCAAGGCCAUCAGUCCAGACAAAGGUCAGGUCCCAGGGUCCUACAGCCAGCCCACCCGCGCACAUGUUCAGCAUUCUAGCGUCCUCUCAGCAGGCCCCCCCAGGGACCUGCAGAUCUUGCAACUCAGAUGUCGUCACAUAAUCUCUCACUUCAAUCGCAACAAAUCGGAGGAACUGAGUGUCGAGGCCCUCAUUCUACCAGUGGCUACAGCCCCAGAAUAA